Messenger RNA from Lucilia sericata (common green bottle fly), 1515 nucleotides. RefSeq names its product phosrestin-1 (gene Arr2). Gene Ontology annotation, biological process: signal transduction; G protein-coupled receptor internalization. The record is from RefSeq and is a predicted model, not a curated record. Gene Ontology annotation, cellular component: cytoplasm. The transcript has 3 exons. Lineage: Eukaryota; Metazoa; Arthropoda; Insecta; Diptera; Calliphoridae. Gene Ontology annotation, molecular function: G protein-coupled receptor binding. Bases 90 to 1295 code for a protein of 401 amino acids.
UGACCGUAUUUUCUUCUUAGCCGGACGCAAGAACGAAAUACGAGUUAUUAUAAAAAAAAUUCUUUAAUUUCUAAAAAAUUUAAACGAUUAUGGUGGUUUCGGUAAAAGUUUUUAAGAAAGCAACACCCAAUGGAAAAGUUACUUUCUAUUUGGGUAGAAGGGAUUUCAUAGACCAUUUGGAUUAUAUUGACCCCGUGGAUGGUGUGAUUGUGGUGGAUCCGGAUUAUUUGAAAAACCGCAAAGUAUUUGGCCAACUAGCCACCAUCUAUCGCUAUGGCCGCGAGGAGGAUGAAGUCAUGGGAGUAAAAUUCUCCAAGGAGCUUAUUUUGUGUCGUGAACAAAUUGUCCCCAUGAGCAAUUCCAACAUGGAAAUGACUCCCACCCAAGAGAAAUUGGUGCGCAAGUUGGGUGUCAAUGCUCAUCCCUUUACCUUCCAUUUCCCACCCAAUUCACCCAGCUCUGUAACUUUGCAACAGGAUGGUGAUGACUUGGGCAAACCCUUGGGUGUGGAAUAUACCAUUCGUGCCUAUGUGGCCGAUUCCGAAGAUGAUCGCCAACAUAAACGCAGCAUGGUCAGUUUGGUUAUUAAGAAAUUGCAAUAUGCUCCUCCUACUCGUGGCCAACGUUUGCCCAGCUCGUUGGUAAGCAAAGGUUUUACCUUUUCAAAUGGCAAAAUCAGUUUGGAGGUAACUUUGGAUCGUGAGAUUUACUAUCAUGGCGAAAAGGUAGCUGCCACCGUGCAGAUCAAUAAUAACUCCAAGAAGGCGGUUAAAAAUAUUAAAGUCUUCAUUAUUCAACAUACGGAGAUUACAAUGGUUAAUGCCCAAUUUAGCAAACAUGUGGCGCAAUUGGAGACAAAAGAAGGCUGCCCCAUAACACCGGGAGCUAAUUUAAGCAAGACCUUCUAUUUGAUACCAUUGGCUUCCAAUAACAAAGAUCGUCAUGGUAUUGCUUUGGAUGGUCAUCUUAAGGAUGAAGAUGUCAACUUGGCCUCUUCAACUUUGGUGCAAGAUGGCAAAUCAACCGGAGAUGCUUGUGGUAUUGUGAUCUCAUACUCAGUACGUAUCAAGUUGAAUUGUGGUACAUUGGGUGGUGAAAUUCAAACCGAUGUACCCUUCAAACUACUACAACCGGCACCAGGUUCCGUUGACAAGAAACGUUCGAAUGCCAUGAAGAAAAUGAAGUCCAUUGAACAGCAUCGCAAUACCAAAGGUUAUUAUCAAGAUGAUGAUGACAAUAUUGUCUUUGAAGAUUUCGCCAAAAUGCGUACUAAUAAUGCAGAUGUAAUGGAUUAAUCCAUUAGAAAUUCACAGCAUUUGAUUAAACUUAAAAUUGACACUUGACACUGGAACGUUUAUAAUUUGUACGCAAUAAAUAAAAAAAGUAGCAAUAUAACGAAAGCAUGAAGUUUGUUGCGGCACUUUGAAUAAUUAACAAACAUAUUUAAACAAUUAAUUAUAUAUUUAGUAUUGUUAAGCUCAGAAUUUGUCUAUAAAAAGUAUUUUCCUUAUAAAA